This is a messenger RNA of Dichomitus squalens LYAD-421 SS1, 2380 nucleotides long. RefSeq names its product subtilisin-like protein. The transcript has 4 exons. Bases 261 to 2177 code for a protein of 638 amino acids. Gene Ontology annotation, biological process: proteolysis. The record is from RefSeq and is a predicted model, not a curated record. Lineage: Eukaryota; Fungi; Basidiomycota; Agaricomycetes; Polyporales; Polyporaceae. Gene Ontology annotation, molecular function: tripeptidyl-peptidase activity; serine-type endopeptidase activity.
CCGUGGUGCGCAGCUUAGGACAGCGUUGUUGAUGGAUGCGCAUGGCGACGUUCCAUUCGACCUGGAUGCACUCUUUCCGUUUCCCGCUGCGACGCUGGACUCACCAGAGAGUACGAUAACGGUGCCUGUAUCUCUGAUGCGCCGCAAGAGCAUAUAACACGACCGACGAGCGGGCCAGGGAACCAACAACGUAUUGCGACCAGGCCCUCUCUCCUCCUCCCCUCUCCCUCCGCGGUUCACGGUCCCCCGGUCUCCCCAGCAUGCUGCUCACGUCGCGCCUGCUUGUGGCCAUCACGUUUGCGCUCGCGGCCGCUGCAGCCGGUCCCCAGCUCUCGCCCCGCGUCCUCCAUGAGUCUCGCAGCUUCGUCCCCAACGGCUGGACGCCCGUUCGUCGCGCGGGAGGUCACCAGCGCAUCCCCCUCAAGAUCGGCCUGGUCCAGCCCAACCUCGCGUCUAUCGAGGAGUACCUAAUGGAUGUCUCUCACCCGGAUUCGCCCAACUACGGCAACCACUGGACCCCUGCGAAAGUCGCGGAGACCUUCCGCCCGACCCCGGAGUCUGUUGACACCGUCCGCGCAUGGCUCCAUAAGAGCGGCAUCGAGCCCCAUCGCGUCAAGCUCACAGGCGGUUGGCUCACGGCAAACGUGACGAUCGCUGAGGCGGAGGAACUGCUCGGUACGGAGUACUACGUGUACGAGCACGAGACCGGCGUGUCGCACAUCGGCUGCGACAAAAAGUACCACCUGCCUGAGCAUGUCUCGAAGCACGUCGACCUCAUCACGCCCACGAUCCACUUCGAUGCGAAGAUCAAACGCGAGGCACCCGGCACGCUAGAGAAGCGCAAGGUGCAUAACAUUGGCGCGCCCGGCUUUGGUCCCGUAAACCCCAAGACCACCGGUACGAUCAAGAGUUUGGAGGACGAGCUUGAGAAUUGCGACACGCACAUCACGCCCAACUGCCUUCGCGCGCUUUACGACUUCGUUCAUGUUCCUCUUGCCACCAAUAAGAAUUCUAUCGGAAUCGUGGAGUACACGCCCCAGGCUUACGUUCCGUCUGACCUGGACUUGUUCUUCAAGAACUUCUCGUCUUCGCAAAUUGGCCAGCGUCCUGUUCUGAACAGCAUUGAUGGUGGUACCAUCGAUGUUGAUGGCUCCGGUUUCGACUACAACGGCGAGUCUAACCUCGACCUUCAGUAUGCCAUGGCCCUCGUCGGCAAGCAGCAAAAAGUCAGUCUCUACCAGGUCGGCGACACUGUCGAAGGUGCCUCUUUCAACAAUCUCCUCAAUGCUCUCGACGGCUCCUACUGCACCUUCGAGGGUGGCGACGACCCUUCUCAGGACGGCAUCUAUCCCGACCCUGAGGGUGGUUACCAGGGCAAGGAAGCCUGCGGCACUGUUACCCCGGCUAAGGUCAUCUCGACGUCCUACUCGUACGACGAAUACGAACUCACCCCUGCGUACAUGGAGCGUCAGUGCGCCGAGUACGCCAAGCUAGGUCUCUUGGGCACCACCGUUCUCUACUCGUCUGGCGACUAUGGUGUCGCUGGAUAUAACAACACCUGUCUACUUCCCGAUGGCACCGUGUCCCAUGAGGGGAAAACCUUCACUCCAUCAUUCCCCGGCACCUGCCCGUAUGUCACCAGCGUCGGCGCGACGCAGGUCAACCCCGGCGCCAGGGUAACUGACCCCGAGAGCGCGUGCGCGCAGGUCAUCUACUCGGGCGGUGGCUUCUCGAACGUCUUCCCCAGACCUGCCUACCAGAAGGCCGCAGUGAAGAACUUCCUGACCAAGUACCCGCCCCCAUACUCGUCCGACAUCUACAACACCACCGGCUCGCGCGCAUACCCCGACCUCUCCGCCAACGGCGCCAACUACGUCGUUGCCGUCCAGGGCGACUUCUACCUCGUCUACGGCACGUCCGCCUCGUCGCCCGUCAUGGCCGCGAUCCUCUCCGCCAUCAACGAUGCCCGUCUGGCGGUCGGCAAGAAGUCGAUCGGGUUCAUCAACCCCACGAUCUACUCGCCGACCUUCCAGCACGCGUUCAACGACAUCACGGACGGAACGAACCCCGGCUGCGGCACCGUCGGCUUCUCCGCACAGCCCGGCUGGGACCCCGUCACCGGCGUUGGCACGCCCAACUUCCCCAAGUUGCUCGCUCUCUGGCUCCUCCUCCCUUGAGAGACCGCCCUCAAUCCGUAACACACUGCUACCGCGGAGAGACUCUAGCCGGAAGCUGACGACCCCUGCCCUACUUGCCGCUCUUUACCACGUACAAUGGGUCGAGACUUGUUGUGCUGACAUUGCACUGUAUACCUGCACUUAGUUACGUGUGCAUAUGAUCCCUCGUUGACUUUGUCGUUCGUUCCUACGGUCAUUUGCAG